Molecule: messenger RNA, 1065 nt
Organism: Gongylonema pulchrum
Lineage: Eukaryota; Metazoa; Nematoda; Chromadorea; Rhabditida; Gongylonematidae
Source: the annotation of a GenBank genome assembly
AUGGGGCAGCUGAAGAGCAAAUUGUUACAUCACAGUGGAGGGGAUAUUGGCAAUCUGAAGGAAGAUCCGGAUGAUCAGUGGUCAAAUUUGUAUCGUGAACGCGAAAAGAAUCAUCUUUACAAAUGGGUUGGGAUGCGGACAGGUGGUGGGCUGCUGACCGCUUUUGAAAAAGAAGGCGAAGACGGUGUCCUGAAGUUUGCCAAUGAAAAGUUCGUAUCAAUGAUGUACGAGGACGGCGUGGCGCCACAAAUGAUUCGAUUUAGUGAUUAUGCGAAAUGGAAGAAGACUAUCAUAGAAGUUCUCCUUUUGUGGCAGCGUGAUCGAUUCAAAUAUUUGCAGAAUGUGCAACUUGGUAAGACCGAAGAAGGUGAUGAUGUCGGCCAGUUUGGAAGCAAAUUUCGAGAGCAUCUCGGCCAGUGGAGGCUGAAUAAACGAGGAGUUGAGGGCGAAACAAUAAUUCAUCUUCUGCUGAACCGCGAAGAGCCUAUGUGCAGCGAAAUUGCUAGGAUUUUGAUAACGCGGUAUCCAGGCCUUGCCAACGACAUCUAUCUUGGCGACGAGAUGUUCGGUCAGAGUGCGCUGCAUUUAGCAAUCGUGCACGACGACUAUGAAACGGUUCAAUUAUUGCUGCAAAAUUCUGCUCAAGUAAAUGCGAGAGCUUGUGGGACAUUUUUCUUGCCAGAGGAUCAGAAAACAGGCAGGAAAGUAACCGACUAUCAAGGAUAUGCGUAUUACGGCGAAUAUCCACUAGCAUUUGCGGCAUGUUUUGGCAAUAAAGAUAUAUAUGAUUUGCUGAUACAGUACGGUGCAGAUCCGAACCUGCAAGAUAUGUUUGGCAAUACGAUUCUGCAUAUGUGUGUUAUCAACUACAGCAAUUCGAUGUACAGCUACGCAGUGAGACACUGGGCCAAACCAGCCGAUCCGAACAUCGUCAAUGCAGCUGGCCUGACGCCACUAACGCUUGCUACCAAACUUGGAAGAAAGGAUAUUUUUGAAGAGAUGCUGGAGCUGAUGAAAGUUGUAAGUCUUAAGAUACCUAUGCUGAAACUAGAUACCCUUAUUUAA